ACAAUUGAGCAAUGCCUUUAUCCGGAGGAGACCAACCAAAAUGUCACAAAAUUGGAAAGCAAGCUUUCAUAGAAUUGUAGAAUAGUUUUGGAAGGAGCCAAGCCUCCAGUGUUUGAGAGCCCACCACGUCCCUAGGGAAUUGGUUCCAUUGUUGCACCACUCUGACAGUUAGGAAGUGAUCCCUGAUGUCCAGCCAAAAUCUGGCUUCCAGUACCUUGAGCCCAUUAUUCCAUAUCCUGCACUCUGGGAUGAUUGAGAGUUUGAAUUCUCCAGAACUCUUCAUCAGAAGAGAUGAUAUACCGGGAUGCUGCGAAGACAACUAGUCCAAAUGCCCACCAACAACAUGAACUUUAUCCUCUUUUCGUAGCCGGUUGAGAAGUCGAGUGGUGUAUCUGUGCUUUCAAUCAUGGCUAGAAGUAGUGAAGAAAGUCAACUGCAGAGAAUUAUUCGAGACUUGCAGGAUGCUGUGACAGGACUGAACAAAGAAUUUGUAGAAGCAGGAGAACCAAUCACAGAUGACUGUAUCAGUUUACACAAAUUUUCCUACAAGCUGGAAUAUCUUUUACAAUUUGACCAGAAACAAAAGUCUACCUUACUGGGCAACAGGAAAGAUUACUGGGAUUAUUUCUGUGACUGUCUAGCAAAGGUGAAAGGAGCACACGAUGGAAUACGCUUUGUCAAAUCUAUUUCAGAACUGAGAACACCCCUUGGUAAGGGCAGGGCAUUUAUCCGUUAUUCCCUAGUGCACCAAAGACUUGCAGACACUUUGCAACAGUGUUUUAUGAAUACCAAAGUAACAAGUGACUGGUACUAUGCAAGAAGUCCCUUCCUGAAUUCGAAAAUGAGUUCUGAUAUUGUUGGUCACCUCUAUGAACUGAAUGAGGUUCGGUUUGAUCUGAUGUCUAGAGGCUAUGACUUAGACUCAGAAUGGCCCGCAUUUGCCAGGAGAACAUUGUCUUCAUUCGGCUCCUCAGCUUACCUGUGGAAGCCUCCAAGCCGCAGUUCAAGCAUGAGCAGUUUGGUGAGCAGCUAUUUGCAGGCCCAAGAAAUCCCCUCCAGCCCCAACGGGAAUAACUUUUUAAACACCGAACCCCUUGAGGGCCUAGACGAGCUGCAUGUGGAGCUUGACCAGGCAGAGCUGCGGCAGAAAGAACUGCAGGAUCGGAUCCAGCAUCUGGAAAAGGAGAGUCAAAAGCUACAGGCGGCUGUCAGCUUUGAGAAGCAGCAAGCAGAAACAGAAAGAGAGAAGAGCAGGAAUAUCAGUGAGGAGAACUCCAGGCUAAUGCAAAUGCUUGGGGAACUAGAAAAGCAGCGUGAAAUCUCCCAUUGCACCCAGGACACCGUUCAGGACCUCCAGAAGUGCCUGCAGACUUUAGAACAGAAUGCCAUCGAGAAGCAAAAAGAAUACUGUGCAAGGUUUGAGGAACUGGAGUCUGGUAAAAAGGACUCUGACUCAAAGGUGCUUCUCUUGAAUCAAGAACUGGAAACUACCAGGGCGUUGGUGGCCAUGAAAGAUAGCCAUAUCAGUGAGCUUACAACCAAUCUGAAAUCAGCAGAGCAAAAGAAUGAAGAGCUCGUAGCCAGAGCCAAUGGUCUGACAAGUGAAAAGGCACAACAAGCCACCAGUCAGUAUGAGUCUGCACUGAAGAUUGAGGAGUUACUGAAGAAGCUUCAUGAAGUGGAACAGGAGAAGGCCGAUGCUCAGCAGUUAAAUAAUAAACACUUUCCUCAGCUUAAAAUGCUGGAAGAGCAACUCCAUUUGAAAGAGGAGACACAGAAAGAGUUUGAAUUGAAAUUGAGGAGCCUCACUGUCAACUCCAAGGCAGAAUCUGAAAAAUGGUGUGCUCAUCUAGAAACGAUGAAAAUUGAAAAAGCUGACCUUCAGAAGGCAUUAACAGCAAAAGACAAUGAGGUGGCUGAUCUUAAAAUCCAGUUGAAAGAGUCCCUGGAUUCCAUAAAAUCAUUAGAAAAAAAUCUUGAAGAGGAAAGGAAUGAGAAGAUGAAACUUGAGGAGUUGGUUAGGCUUACAAAAACAACUAUGGAAGAAGAAGUAAAAAACCUGAUGGAGCAACUUGGAUUGCUGGAAAUUCAGCUAUCAAAACUAAGUCAAACAGUAAAGCACAUAGAAGAGCAAAAGAGAGAACUUAUUUCUGAAAGAGAGCAUCUCCAAAAGACAGUAGAAAGAAUGGAAGAGCAGGCCACAGAACAACGCUCCUCGCUGAGAAGUAGCUGUGAAGGAAAUGAGAAGCUCAAGUCCCAGAAUGCAAAGCUGCAGCAAACCAAUCAGAAGCUAGAAGAGAAGUGCAGGAAGUUGGAUGCAUUAAAAUCUUCUUCAGAGACAGAGGUUGUCAGAUUGAGAGCCUCUGAGAAUCAGCUCCAAAGUCAGAUUGAAGACUCGGUGGUGUCUGUGGAUGAAAAAGAGAAGAAACUCCGAGGACAGAACAAACUGCUGGAUGAAAGCCUGCAGAAUGCCACAAGACAAAACCAAGUUCUGGAAGAACAGCUGAAUGCCCUGCAGGCUGAUUGCCAAGAACUAAAAAAGAGCAAAGGCACUACCAAGGAGUCCUUAACUGCACUGCAAGCAGAGCUGCGGAGCACCAAAGAGCAUGCCCUGCAGUUGGAAAGGGGUCUGUCCUCCUCAAGGCAAUACGAAGGAUCUCUGAAGUUACAGCUCACAGAGAAAGACAAGGCAUUGCGAGACCUGGAGAACCAGUGCAAGCAGCUACAAGGGCAAGUUGAGAGGGACAACAAAAAGGUGGAGGCCCUAGAAGCAGAAAAGGCAAACCUAGAAAACACUUGCCUUCAUCAGACAAAAGUGAUUGAAUCCAUUGCUUCUGAGAAGGCUUCUGUGGAGAAAGCCCAGUUGGAACAGGCAGCCUGUCAAGAGAGAGAAGCUAAAGAUCUGGCUUCAAGACUGGCUCUUUCGGAGGAGCAGCUGUGUAUCAACCAGGCAGAGGUAUUGAGACUUCAGAGGGAAAUGGUGGACCUUCAAGCUAAGCUUCAGCAGACAGCUACAGAGCUGCAGAAACUGCAAGAAAAGCUAGAUGUCAAAGGGGCUAUUCUAAGCGAACAAAAGACCCUGGCCCAGCAGCUGAAAGGGCACAGUGAAAUCCUCAACAGAAACCAUGUGGAGGAACUGCUUCAAUGUCAACAUCGAGAGGAAGUGCUGAAAAAUGAGAGGGACCAGGAAGCCCACCAGAAGGCUAAGCUGGAGAAGAACUUACUGUGCCUCACAGAUGACCUGUCCAAGGUCAAGUACCAUUUGGAAGCAGUUAAGCUGGAAAACGUGGAAAUCAAAGACCUUCUCCAUAGGACCAACACUGACAUGGCUGAGCUUGGCAUUCAGAUCUGCACUCUGACAUCUGAAAAGGCAGAAGCAGAAGAGAAGCUGUCCCGGGUCAUGGAGGAACUCAGAACUGCCGAAGAAAGAGCAGCCAAAGAACGUGAGAAGCUGCAGCUUGAUCUCUCAAGAUUCAGUCAGGAGAAACAAGGACCGCAAGAAAAACUGGAAGAGUCUAAGAUUUGUGCUGGAGCUCUCCCUGGCCUGCAAACUCAGCUGGAGAUGGCAGAGAGACAGCAGCACAGCUUGCAAGAGACCAGCAAAGAGGAGCUGGCUGCAGUCAAAUUUCAACUGAGCACCGAAAUUAUAAACCAUGAAACAAAAUUUAAGGCUAUCAAUGAAGAAUGUGAAAAAUUAAAGCAAGAAGUUGAAGAGCAGAGCCGGCAAGCACAUGUUGCAGAAGAAGCACUCCAAGAGCUGCAGGCUGUGAAAAGAGAUCUGUGCACAGAACUGGAUCUUGCCAUGGAUCAGGUGACUGAGUACAAAGCAGCCCAGCAAAAAAAAGAUGAGGAGGUGACACAGCUUAAAGAAGACCUAAAACGGGCUCAAAAGGAUGUCAGCAAAGCAAAUGAGCAAAUUCAGGACUACUGCAAGAAACUCAGCAAGAUGAACGCAGACCAAGAAAGCAAUGAGAGGAAGUUACUGGCUGAACUAGAUGACUUAAUGCGAACAAAGCACUUUCUUGAAGAACGGCUAAUAGAACUUCUCAGGGACAAGGAUGCGCUUUGGCAAAAGUCAGAUGCUUUGGAAUUCCAGCAGAAACUCGCUGCAGAGCAGAGAUGGCUUGGUGAUGCAGAAGUAAGCUGUUGCCUAGACUGUAAAAAAGAAUUUGGUUGGAUGAAUCGCCGACACCAUUGCAGAAUGUGUGGGCGCAUUUUCUGCUACUACUGCUGCAACAACUAUGCGCUGUCAAAACAUACUGGCAAGAAAGAGCGCUGUUGUCGAGCUUGCUUUAAAAACGCAAGUGUCAGUUUGGUUGACUCUGGAUCAAAUGCUAGCCACGAAGAACCAUCAUCAAGCCUGCUAGCCUCACCAUUGUCACUGGUCCAAAGAGUUCUGGAUGAUGCAGUGUUUGAUGUUAUCACAGAUGAGGAAGUAGGACAAAUCCAGGAAGGUGACUCUGUUCACGAGGAAACCCAUACUGAAGAAGAGUCUUUGGAUCAUAGCAUAACUGAUCUAAACAGCACCUAUAGUUCAUCAACUUUUGAUGAGGCUGACGACUUGCAAAUGGCCCAAGAUGCAGAGAUAUGCUUGCUGAAGUCAGAAGAACUGAUGCUAAAGCUGCCUCUAACCGUGGAGGAGAUUCUAAAGUUUGGAGACGCUAGCAGAGAACUGUUCAUUAAGUCAAAUACUUACAGUAUGAUUACUAUCACUGUUGAGGAAAGCGGCCUUACAAUAAGUUGGGUAUUUUCAUCUGACCCAAAGAGCAUAUCGUUCAGCGUGGUAUACCAAGAAUCAGAAGAAGCCCCUCUGGAUCAAUGUAAAGUUCUUAUUCCUAUGAUCCGCUGCAACUCUCAUAAGGAAACCAUCAGAGGACAGGUGAAAGUCAGAAACGCUGGGGUCUACAUACUUGUAUUUGACAACACUUUUUCUAGGUUUAUCUCAAAAAAAGUAUUUUACCACUUAUCUGUUCAACGUCCAGUGAUCUAUGACGGAAGUGAUUUUCCAUAGCCCUGAAUGUUAUAUUUAUAUACUGUAUGUUUUCAAAUUAUAUUUUUUCGAGACACUAUUAUUUAUAUAUACAUGAGCACUAAAAACCAAAAAUAUGUUUGGAGCCCUCUGAGAGUCAUGCAAUAAUUCUAAAACCAUACUUACAUACAAGUAUAUACAUAAAGGAACAUAACUUUCAUAAGAACACUAGUGAUUCUGGACUACACAUACUUGUUCAAAAGCCAUUUUGUUUAAACACACAAAGCUAUGCAAUGCUACAUUUGAUGCAAAAAUUGUUCACAAUCCAGAUAUACAUUUUCAAAGGGCUAACUAAGAAACUGGAAAUUUGCUUUUGAUUAAUCCAGGGCCAAACUAGAUGUGAUGUUUCCUUAACCAAUAGCCAGCAGUGGGAGGGGGAAGCCAGAUUGGGACUAUAGCAUGGGGGGGCAAGGGAGGGAAGCUUUAACUCUUUGCUCUCACUAUGAUCCCAGUUACAAUCAAUCCCACCCACCCACACGCUUGCUAUUUUCAUAAUACAAGGAAAGUCUAGGGUGGAAGUGUAUAUAACUAUUUUAAAGUAUUGCUGCUUCUACUGCUCAUUUUUUAAAAAAAGAAUGCUGCAAAAGAGACCCGUUAUGCAAAAAGGAUUAAAAAUGUAAUUUUGCAAAAUGAUAGGGUAUUUUAACAUGGACAAAUUCACUCUAGUCAUGCUCUCCAUGCAGGAAGGUGGUGAUUAGAUAGCAGGCAUUUGUGGAUGGCUAUCACCCUUGAUUUUUGCAGAGUGAUUGCACACACCUUUCCAAUACCCAAACACAGAGGUGCUGUUUGACCACAUAAUACACAUGGCAGGAAAUUGGCUCUUAUCAGGUGCCUGCCUUGGUACCUUGGGGCCUUGGUAAAAGUAUGUUUGCAUUUAUCUAUAUCUUGAUGAGGAAAUUCACCUGCUUCUGUUGGUCUAGGUCCUUUGUAAUAAAGGCUGUUUCACAACUUUAUUGGUACUUGAAACCUAAAUGUGUCAUGUGGAAAUUGCUUUGAUUUCAGGGGAAUAAAUUAUUUCCACCUGAUGCAUUUAGAAUCAGGAUGUGCAUGUAGCACAGCCAGGUUUAGAAUUAGUAAAAGGAACCCCUUAAUUUAAAACUAUAUACAUAAGGACUUUUUUUCUAAAUUUAUUUUACCAUUUCAUAAUUUAGUAAAAUCUAUCCUGUAAUAGUGUAUCAUAUGGCCAUGAUAAUCAUAUCUGCAGAAUAAUUCCUUAAGCAUGUUUUUAUAAUUGGCACAAUUUUUUGUUCCUAAUAUUUAAGGGAGGAAUAAAAACAGAACUCGGCAUGACUACCUCCUAAAUUGGCAAAUCUUUGUGUAACGU
Molecule: messenger RNA, 6353 nt
Organism: Rhineura floridana
Lineage: Eukaryota; Metazoa; Chordata; Lepidosauria; Squamata; Rhineuridae
Gene: FYCO1
Product: FYVE and coiled-coil domain autophagy adaptor 1
Exons: 18
Coding region: 407-5011 (1534 amino acids)
Biological process (GO): plus-end-directed vesicle transport along microtubule; positive regulation of autophagosome maturation
Cellular component (GO): autophagosome; lysosome; late endosome
Molecular function (GO): metal ion binding
Source: RefSeq, a predicted model, not a curated record